This is a messenger RNA of Anthonomus grandis grandis, 1685 nucleotides long. RefSeq names its product fidgetin-like protein 1. Lineage: Eukaryota; Metazoa; Arthropoda; Insecta; Coleoptera; Curculionidae. Gene Ontology annotation, molecular function: ATP hydrolysis activity; ATP binding; microtubule severing ATPase activity. The record is from RefSeq and is a predicted model, not a curated record. The transcript has 6 exons. Bases 41 to 1645 code for a protein of 534 amino acids.
UUUAUUGUUUCCUUUUGAGGUUAGUUUAGUUGAGGAAAAAAUGUAUAAAAGGAGCAAUAAUAAGUCGAAUGAACCCGAUUCAAAGGUUUACCGGCAUUUAUUGGGUGGUACUACCGAUUCCCAUAGUCAGGCAGUAGCUUCAAGAAGGAAUUUCACUGUAUUAUCCAUGGAGGCCGCUUCCAAAAGCCUGGAUAACUCGAGCUACUGCCACUUCCUCACACAAAAACUAGACGAUCUCCUCGACACAACCGCACAUUAUAAAAAUGGCGAAAACUUUUACGACAAUUUACUAAAAGAGUCACACCCGAACCUAGAAACUAAGCGGCAAUUUACGACAUCGAAAAAAAUGCCUAAAAUCGAUUUAACGAGGCACUUGGACCUCUUGGAGUGUUCCGGGGACCGAAAGUUACUCUGCCCCCAAUCGGAGGCUUCAUCCGAAGCGGCAACAAAACAGUUGAACGCAUUCAUGAGUGAAAAAAACAAAAAAUUGACACUAGAGAGGCUGAUGCAACAGGGAGGUCCGAGGAGGCAAAGAGGAGACACUCGCAAUUGUUUUAUAACCACCGCGAGUGAGGAGCUGGGAAAACAAACGAAACAAAACCAGGGCGGGGGGGAUUCUAAUCUAAAAAAGAUGACGAAACGUCGGUUCGUUUCCCCCCUCCUCACCUCCGGUAAGGAAAAGUCAAGUGAGCACGUUGCUCCAGAAGAAAAAGAGACGGCGAUAGAAGAAGAGUCUCUGAAAAACAUCGAUCCGAAAAUGGUGGAACUGAUAAUGGCGGAAAUCAUGGAUAAGGCGGGGACGCGGGUCCAUUGGGACGACAUCGCCGGUCUGGAUUGCGCGAAAUCGGCGAUCCAGGAGGCGGUGGUGUGGCCGCUGUUGCGUCCCGACAUUUUCACCGGAUUACGCAGACCCCCCAAGGGGAUUUUGUUGUUCGGGCCGCCGGGAACCGGGAAAACUUUGAUAGGUAAAUGCGUGGCGGCCCAAAGUAAAUCGACCUUCUUCAGCAUCAGCGCGUCCUCCUUAACCUCAAAAUGGAUCGGCGACGGUGAGAAAAUGGUGAGGGCGCUGUUUGCGGUAGCACGUACCCACCAACCGGCGGUGAUUUUCAUAGACGAGGUCGAUUCGUUGCUCGCGCAAAGGAGCGAUACGGAACACGAGAGUUCGCGCAGGAUCAAGACCGAGUUCUUGGUACAAUUGGACGGCGCGAGUACCGACAGCGAGGAACGUUUGCUGCUGAUCGGGGCCACCAAUCGGCCACAGGAGUUGGACGAGGCCGCACGCAGGCGUUUCGUUAAGAGAUUGUACAUUCCGUUGCCCGAUUAUGAGGCACGCCUCGGCCUACUGCGACUACUGAUGGCCUCCGAGAGACACACACUAACAGACGACGAGUUUAAAACAAUCGCCGACUUGUCCGCGGGAUAUUCGGGGGCGGACAUCAAAAAUUUGUGCUCGGAGGCCGCUCUGGGGCCCAUCAGGGCUCUGCCCCUCGCUUCCAUCGAGAACAUUCGGGCGUCCCAAGUCAGACCGUUGGAAAUGGCCGAUUUUCGAUGUUCCCUCGAACGGGUCAAACCGAGCGUAUCCCAAAACGAUUUAGUACAUUACGUCAGUUGGAACAAGACUUACGGAUCGUGCGGAUUUGCUUAAGAUAUUCGCUUGUACAAAUAAAGUACAAUUUUUUUCAUUA